CGUCAAUAAUAACAACACUCCCGUCUCGUAACUUCUGAACGCAACAACGACAACAUGAACUUGACACUGAACCCAGCGGACGAGGCCGCUUUCUUCAGCAACUGGCUAUCGCAGAUCGCCAGUCGGCCACGUCGAUAUGAGCCGACUUACGAGCCUUCUCCGGCAGAGUGCACAGCACAGCUACCUCCGGCGAGUAGACCAUUUCCACUGAGGGAAACCUCGGCAACACCCGCUUCCGCGAAUGAGGCCGAAAUCACCAUCAAAGCUUUGAAGGGUGGGGACAAACCCUUCACGCUUCGAGUAUCCCGCCUGGAACCGAUCGGAGACCUCAAGGCCCGUAUUGCAGCUGAAUCCGGUGUGGCUAUUGCAGCGCAACGCCUUGUUUUCAGUGGGAAGGGCCUGUCAGAUAACAAGACUCUGCUGGAUUAUGGGAUUGAAACGGGGGCGACUAUUCAUCUGUUGAGGAAGCCUGGUGUUAGCGCAGAUGCCAAGCCGGUUGUGCCCACGACUGACGCCGAGAAGACGGCUGCGAAGAAACCGGAGGAGACGGAGAGCGCGGCGGUAUUUCAGGCGAAGGGGAAGGACCCCGCUCUGUGGAAAGGAUUCAGGACGGUAAUCGACGAACAUUUCGAGGACUCUGCCAAUGCGCAAACGCUUUUCGAUGAGUUUGUGCGGGCGUAUCAUGGUCUUUGCGGUCCAUUAUCGGUGUCCCAACGAGAUGCAUUGAAGAAGGCCGAGGCCGAAUCGGCGUAGUCAUUAUCUGUAACAGCAUCCGCUCACUGAUACCUGCGUGGACCGAUCCUUGCAUUACAUGUGGCCGGAGUUCCUUUUUGAUCGAAUUAGCUUAGCUCAUGUAGCGACGGGGAGGCAUAACGGAAGCCGGGACUUAAGACAGAUAUCUUGCGUACCGCUGCCACUGCCAUGAGUUACAUUUGCGAAGUUUCAUGAGGCAUCACGCUCACAAAGUCCAUAAUUCGAGUACUGCUGCUCGAAAGGCUUGCAGCAUAUGGACACAGUGGCAUGCAAAGCGAGGGCUUCCUCCCACAAAGGCUGCUUGCGAGACUGUGCUGCGGGGUAACG
Molecule: messenger RNA, 1080 nt
Organism: Fimicolochytrium jonesii
Lineage: Eukaryota; Fungi; Chytridiomycota; Chytridiomycetes; Spizellomycetales; Powellomycetaceae
Product: ubiquitin-related domain-containing protein
Exons: 4
Coding region: 55-753 (232 amino acids)
Biological process (GO): post-translational protein targeting to endoplasmic reticulum membrane
Molecular function (GO): protein binding
Source: RefSeq, a predicted model, not a curated record